Molecule: messenger RNA, 2412 nt
Organism: Tauraco erythrolophus (red-crested turaco)
Lineage: Eukaryota; Metazoa; Chordata; Aves; Musophagiformes; Musophagidae
Source: RefSeq, a predicted model, not a curated record
AUGGGACAGAGCUGCUCCUUCCUCUUGCUGCUGCUCCUCUUGUCCCUGAUGCCGGGAGCCGCCUUCUCACUCCUGCGAUACCGCUACGACUGCGGGGACUACAGCAUGCAGCUGCUGGUGUACCCCACCCGUGGCCGCACCGUCCGCUUCAAAGUCAUGGAUGAGUUCGGCACCCGCUUUGACGUGGCCAACUGCUCCAUCUGCCUCCACUGGCUCAAUGCCGGGGCAGAUGGUGCCAUCAUCUUCUCCUCUGGCUAUGAGGGCUGUCAUGUCCUGGUGAAGGAGGACCGCUACGUCCUGAGGGUGCAGCUGGAAGAGGUGCUGCUCAGUGGGGUCCUGGCUGCCUCCUACGAAGUCAACAUGACCUGCCCGCAGGACUACGAGAUCCACACCGACGGCAACACGCGCACCGAGCAACGGGCCGGCCGGGGCAACAAUGUCCACCAGACCCAGGCUGAUGUUCUCGUCCCCCUUUCCCAGCCUGGCCUCCUGCACCACGUGUCCCAGUCCUCCCUUACCCUCUCGGGACCCCAGCUCUCUCCCCAAGCCCACUCGGAGCCGCGGGGUUUAACACGCCCGGGCAUGCAGCCCCCAGCCCAGCCAGGGCUCCUUCGCCCAGGGCUUCAGACCCAAAACCAGCCUGGGCUGGUGCACCCUGGAGCCCAAACCCAACCAGGUCUUCACUCCGGGCUUCAGACCCAAAACCAGCCUGGGCUGGUGCACCCUGGAGCCCAAACCCAACCAGGUCUUCUUCACUCCGGGCUUCAGACACAAAACCAGCCCGGGCUGGUGCACCCUGGUGCUCAAAGCCAACCAGGACUUCUUCAUCCAGGGGUUCAGACUCAAAACCAGCCUGGGCUGGUGCGCCCUGGAGCUCAAACCCAACCAGGUCUCCUUCGUCCAGGAAUUCAGACUCAAAACCAGCCAGGGUUGGUGCACCCUGGGGCUCAAACCCAACCAGGUCUCCUUCGUCCAGGGCUCGUGCCCCGAAACCAGCCUGGGUUGGUGCAUUCCAGUGUCCAGUCUGGCUUAAUUCAUGCUGGUGCUCAAACUCAAGCCGGCUUCGUACGCCCAGGAGCUCAGCCCCAAAGCCCGCUGGGCUUAGUUCGCCCCAACCUUCAGACUCAUUCCCAAGCUGGUCUCCUCCGCCCUGGGCUCCAAAGCCAAGCUGGGCUGGUACAUCCUGGCCAUUCCCGACCGGGUCUGGCGCGUCCAGGACUCCAGUCCCGACCGGGUUUGGUACGUCCUGGACUUCAGCCCCAAGCCCAGCCUGGUUUGCUGCGUCCUGGGCUUCAAUCUCAGCCCAGUCUGCUGCAAUCCACAGCUCUCUUCUACCCCUCACCAGGGGCAGGGACCCAGGUGACACGGGAGCAGUGCCAGGUGGCGGUGGGGAGGAUGGCGUGUGUGGCCCCCCAGGGCCGGGAGGCAUGUCUGCAGGCGGGCUGCUGCUACGAUGACAUGGACCGCAUCACACCCUGCUAUUACGGCAACACGGCCACCGUGCAGUGUCUGCUGGACGGGCACUUUGUUGUGGUGGUGCCACGGGGCCUUGCCACCCAGCCCUACAACCUGGACAGCGUGCGCCUCGCCGGCACCCAGGCUGGCUGUGAGCCCCUCCAUGUGACAGAGACCUUCGUGAUGUUCCGCUUCCCCGUUACGCAGUGCGGUACCACUGUCCAGGUGAUCGAGGACCGGCUGAUCUAUGAGAAUCAGCUGAUCUCCACCAUCGAUGUCCAGGGGUCCCCCCGCGGCUCCAUCACACGAGACAGCAUUUACAUCCUCCAAGCUCGCUGCAUCUACAACGCCAGCGACCUCCUGCCGCUCCGCAUGGAGGUGGCCGUGCCCCCCACUGCCAUCCCCUUGGCCAUGCCAGGGCCGCUCUACGAGAGCUACAGCUCCUACCACCCCGACGGUGACUACCCCUUGGUGAGGGUCCUCCGGGACCCCAUCUACGUGGAGGUUCGACUCCUGCAGAAGACGGAUCCCAACCUGGUGCUGGUCCUGCACCACUGCUGGGCAUCCCCCAGCACUGACAGCACAGCCGAGCCCCAGUGGCCCAUCCUGGUGGAUGGGUGCCCCUUCACAGGGGACAACUACAGGACGCAGCUCGUGCCCGUGGGACCGGCCUCGCCGCAGCUCCCCUUCCCCAGCCACUACCAGCGCUUCGUCAUCUCCACCUUCACCUUCGUGGAGCCCCCCUCCAUGGCAGUGCUGGAGGGAGAGGUGUACAUCUCAUGCAGCGCUUCUGUGUGCCACCUCGCGCAGCCCGAGCCCUGCCGGCCCUCCUGCCACCUGGGAGUGCCCUCACGAGCACGUAGGUCUCUGGAGGACAGGACAGGUGAAGCCAUAGAUACGGUCACCUCCCAGGGAUGCAUUGUUUUCUCGAAGGUCCCCAAGCCGCGGAGAGGCUGA